AUGGACGACGAGUUGUCCACUGGAGUGUCGUUUCGAGGGAUCGACUGUGUGUGGACACUUGCCCAUGCAGUCCAUGCAGCUAUGGAACACGAUUCCGUUGAGGUCACCAUCCAUAGCAGCUUGACGCAUGCAUCGGUCGUCCCCUUCGUCGUCGAUCAACUACGCCAUGGUCAUUUCUACGCAUCGUUCACCAUCCUCGUCACAAUUCUCGAGCGAGCUCUGUACGAUCAAUACGCGGCUCUACACAAAGGACAGAAGAGCAACAUGAUCCUGCGCGACCUCCUGCACUCUCCAACGCUCCACAAGCACUUGCCCCGAGGGUACAUGCAAGUGCUCCAUGUUCUGUUCCUUCCGUCCGGCCUGAAUAUCCGCAACCUCGUCUGGCAUGGAUUCCUUGCUCCCUUUGAGCUUCCUGGAUGCCUCAAUUCGUUGCUGUUGGUGCUUCUCGCCGAUCCAUGCCUGCAACGUGAUGGCUGCCGCCGCGUUGCUGAGCAACGGACUCAGCACCUGCCGUCCAUGCACCCCGCGCGGGUCCAAUGGACUUGGGCAACCUUCUCCGACAUUGCCCUACCGGCAUCCCCAACCAAAGAUAUGUGCCCAUCGUAUGCAAUGGUGGUCAAGAGCCGAUGGGGGCUCCUUCACGAAGCCAUGGCUGCAUUUGCGUCGGGGCGGUCGCUGUGGAGCUUGUUUCUCGCCAUCCCAGUAUUGGAACAUCUCGUUCGAUGUGAAUUCGUGGUCCAGAACGCCCCAGCCGUGCCCACUGCCAUGCAAUUUGCUCAGCUGAAACAAUAUUACUCGACACUGGACGGGUUUGGCCAGCGCCACCAGCACCAAGUACUGCUCGCAAGAGAAUUGUUUUUGCCAAACGCCGACAAGGACGAAAUGCACAAUCGCUUGUACGAGUCGCUUCCCCACAGUGUCUUGGCGGCGUGCCUUGACCUGUUUAUGGCUGCGGCCGGUCCCAACAUCCGAGCCAAGUUGUGCCACGGAGAACUCUCUUUAGAUACGCUUCAUGCCUCGCCCGGUUACACUUCCCCCGACAUGACAUCGUUGGAUGUGUGCGCUGGGUUGGUCUUGGCUGUGCUUGUGGAGAUCUUGGUCCCGGGCUCUUUGCUUUACACGGGAAGCCCUCUGGACUCGUACGAGUGCAGAUUUCACCCAUACAACAUGGUGCUGCAGUCGCUAGAGCAAUUCGAAGCGACUCUGACGACUUGGAUCGACAUGCAGCCAGCUUUCUCGUACACGGCGUCGCCAUCCCCGGCACAUGCUGACCAAGCAAUUUGGGAGUGGACAGCCAUGAAUCCAGCCUCAAUCAGCGCUGCAGCAACCAUCCAAUUCACGGACAAACGGAGCCGUAUGCUGUCGACAGCAACGUUGGCCUGGGACGGAUCGACGACCCAGUUCGACUCGAUUCCAGAUGCCGUCGCCACAUUGCUCGCAUUGCUUGAGAAAUUGUCGGUAUCGCUCGCCACAAAUCAUGGUUCCGCCUCUCGAUACUUGAACCAUCGAUCCAGAGACAUCCAGCCCUCGACGACGCGAUCUCUUGAGCUUCCUCGUCUCAACUUGAUCACUUUCCACGCACUUCCCGCGUCCGCGUGCAUGUUGGCUGUGCUAGACGCGUGCCAGCGCUUGCUCAACCACUCCAUGGCCCGGCUCCGCGCGUUGCGCGACGUUGUUGUGCAAGGGACGGCUCGCACGAGCCACCGACGAUCGCUCGUCAACCAAGUCCUCAUGGCGCCUUGCUUGUCGCACAUAGCACGUCUCACCGGCGCCAUCGUCGAGCAUCAAGUGGGAAUGGCUCACGACGCCGGGUGCAUCGAAGGCCGGGUGUUUGAUGGUGUGGCUGAAAAGCUGCUGCAAUUCAUCGUGGCUCUUGACGACGACAAGAAGAGCGUGGACAAGCAAGUGCACAUGGCGCUCCAGUUUUGGAACAGCAAAGCGAUUCGUGGCCCCAUUUGCAGCUCGCCAUGGUCGUGA
Aphanomyces invadans is the source of this 1977-nucleotide messenger RNA. RefSeq lists its product as hypothetical. The coding region runs from base 1 to 1977 and encodes 658 amino acids. The transcript has 14 exons. The record is from RefSeq and is a predicted model, not a curated record. NCBI's taxonomy places the organism in Eukaryota, Oomycota, Saprolegniomycetes, Saprolegniales, Verrucalvaceae.